GAAUGCAACAUUUCUCUUUCCUUCAAUUCCACUGCAAUGGCGAACACAGAGAAGCGAGUCCGAGAAAGACUCGGAUCUUCUUCGUAUUUCCUCGGCUGUUUCGGAUUUUCCCGGAAAGUAUACUCCGACAAGCCGAUGGUUACGAAGGAAGACGGUUGUGAGAAGAAGAAGAUGAAGAAGAAGCGAAUCAGUCGGUGGUUUUUGUGUUCGAAGUUCCGCCUGAAGAACGGCGAGAUCAAACCGUCGCCGAUCGAGGAAACAGAGAAACCUACUUGGAGAGUAGAAGAUGAAACUGAUGAUAAGCAGAAACCCCUCUCGGUGAUAAGUCGUCAAAAUAUUCCGGUUGAUGAUAAGGCCAUGAAUCAGGAAACCAAAGAGACAAAAGCGAAGGACUUACGAGACAUAACCCCUGACCGAUCAAAACCCAUCGAACCGUUAGGUUCCUUAAAAAAAGACACGUGUCCAGAGCGGAUAUCUAAUUCGACCCGUUACGGGAAACCCGACUUGAAACCAACUCGGUCGAGAAACGGGUCACGGGUCAAAAGGUUUGACCCGGUAAUCGGGAUUUCGAUCAUUAUAUUGACGUUGAUGAUCAUGUUAGUUUGGGGUCGACUCUGUGCGAUUCUGUGUACAUCCGCUUGGUGUUACGUCCUACCUCGUGUCAGAGACGCAGCCGCGUUGGCCAAACGCAAACGCAACGGUAGCGACGGUUCUCCGUAUGUAGGGGAUUUGAAUUCAGAGUCUUUUAAAAGAAAAGUCGUUUUGGACGGGUUUCUUGGACGGCAAAAUCGUGUUUCGUUGUCAUGAUGAUCCUUUUUUGUUUUGUUUUCUAUAUUAUAAUGGUUUGGUCAUACUUUUUGUUUUCUUUAAAGCAUGGAUAAACAGUGUUUCCGUUUAAUAACGAUGAUUGAUCGAUUGUGAAUGGACACAUUAAGUAUAAUAUAUUGUCUUGUGUUUU
This is a messenger RNA of Arabidopsis arenosa, 958 nucleotides long. The record is from the annotation of a GenBank genome assembly. Lineage: Eukaryota; Viridiplantae; Streptophyta; Magnoliopsida; Brassicales; Brassicaceae.